GAGCUAAUAAAGAAAGCCUACGGAGAGAAAGACGCGCUGCGAGACACGGAGGAAACCGGAGGUUUUAGCGAACAUUUGGGAUUUUAAAAGCUCGAAAACCCGACUGUAAUUUAACCCACGGUGGUGGAACAUGGCGUGCGGUGCGACGUUAAAGCGCUCCAUGGAGUUUGAGGCCCUUUUGGGCCCUCAGUCCCCGAAGCGCCGGAGGUGCAGCCCGCUAGCCGGAGCCGCCGCGACCCCCUCCCCGCAGAGGUGCAGCCUGAGACCGCAGACGGAAAGCAACGCGACCCCGGUGUCUCCUCAGGCCGGGAGCGGAGAGCACAGGCUAACCCCAGAGCAGAUCUUCCAGAACAUUCGACAGGAGUACAGUCGUUACCAACGGCGACGGCAGCUGGAGGGGGCGUUCAACCAGACGGAGACGGGCGCAGCUGCGGAGAGCUCCAACCCCAGCUCACCACCAGGUGCGUCAUCACUGAAGAAAGACCAGCCCACCUUCACCCUGCGGCAGGUGAGCUACCUGUGUGAGCGCCUCCUCAAAGACCACGAAGAGAAGAUCCGCGAGGAGUACGAGCAGAUCCUCAACACCAAGCUGGCAGAACAGUACGAGUCGUUUGUGAAAUUCACACAGGAUCAGAUCAUGAGGCGGUACGGAGCUCGACCUGCCAGCUAUGUAUCUUGAAGUUCCCAGAUGGGAGACUACAGGCCAUCAGUGUGGUUACUGCAGUAUCAUCUCUUUCUCUCUCUUUCUCUCUCUCUCUCUCUAAUCCCUCGUUCAUUUUAAACACUGCUCAGGUGCUCUGGGUUUUUUCUCCACUUUAACCCUCUGUCGUUUCUUCUCCUGAAGUCCUCCGGCUCCUGAGCACUCGUCAUAAACGCUGUCCUGAUAAACGCCUCUCUUCCCUCUUUUUAAUAUAAAGACAGAAAAGUGAAAGUGUGAAUGUUUCUGAAUCUGCCGCUCCUCUAACGCUCUCAGCUCUCCUCCUGUUUUAGACCUGAGGGAUGUGGAUAUUUUUAUUUUCUUUACUCUUAUUAUUUUUUGUUUUGUUUUGAAAUGAAUAAAGGUUCGGUGGUCUUCUCGUA
Messenger RNA from Clarias gariepinus (North African catfish), 1080 nucleotides. It is a transcript of the gene akirin1, whose product is annotated as akirin 1. Gene Ontology annotation, molecular function: transcription coregulator activity. Gene Ontology annotation, cellular component: nucleus; chromatin. The transcript has 5 exons. The record is from RefSeq and is a predicted model, not a curated record. The coding region runs from base 131 to 679 and encodes 182 amino acids. Lineage: Eukaryota; Metazoa; Chordata; Actinopteri; Siluriformes; Clariidae. Gene Ontology annotation, biological process: negative regulation of skeletal muscle satellite cell proliferation; positive regulation of macrophage chemotaxis; positive regulation of lamellipodium assembly.